GGAAACAUGGCGGGCUUUACGAAAAUUACAAACUAAGCCAUCAUUUGCGCGAAUUUUUCGGGAAGCCCAGAAGAUAUAGUUAUUUUAGAGCUUAACUCUAGUAUUCUGGCGCGUUUUGUUUUCAAUCAUGUCUUCGAGUUUUGGAGAUUUGCUGCAGCAGGCAGAGCAAUUGACUGCCGAUAUGGACAGUGGCUGGGAGUUGCCUAGGGUCGAGAGAAACCUCCAUCAACUCGCAGAGGCUGGUCAGAGGUUAUGGUCUCAAACGACUGGUGUUUCUGGAGCUGAUGUUCAAGUGAAGGCUUCCAUUUUACUUGGCACCAAAGGCUUUGAUGUCCCACGCCUUUCAGAAAAACUAGAUCGUCUUGACACCACAAAGACAUUUGAACCUCUUGAGCCUGUUAGAGAGACUGAUAUUCAGGGUUUCCUUCGGAAUGAGAGAGAAAAUGCAAUUUUGGCUGCCAUAGAGGAAGCAAGAGAAAAUACAUUUAAUCAGGCUGAAAGACAUCAGUGGUCCUGUAUGGAGAGUGAAUGGGAAAAAGAAAAGGAGAAAAUUCUCAACUCGCUACUGGGAGCUGGGCAGGAGACACUAGAUUUCUCAGGAGAAGCAGAGGUGUUCACAACAAGUUCUUUGAGUUUACAAGGUAGAAGUGCCCUUGAUGCUACAGAACAAGCUUAUGCCAGACAGGUUUAUAUCCAUAAUGAAGCCCUCAUUCAGUCAGCAAGACACAACAUAGUGGAUGGAUUUACAGCGCUUAUUGACAGAUUUGAAGAUCCGAUCAUCAAGGGGAUGUGGAUGUUUAUCAAAGAACUUGGAGAAGAACUUCAUAGGUCUCAUGGUUCCUUGCAUAUUCUGGCAGAGACAGUUAGGUUUUCCUUAGAUUUUCAAGUGGCAUUUAUUAAAAUGGCCAGAAGUUUCUUGGAAAGAAGAUACUUGCAGUUUGUUCAAGACAGUGUAUAUAGCAAUUUGCCUCGAGCAAAGCUGGGAGGAGUUCCAGGCACUCUGCAACUGGUCAAGAGUUUUUUGAAAAUUAAACUUCCUUCAGUUGUACAAGGACUUGAGGAUGGUGAUGUUGAUGGUGCUCCACUGUGGCCAUUAAUUUAUUACUGUCUGCGAUGUGGAGACCCUAAAGCAGCUUUACAAGCAGUGCAACAUGUGCCACAGCAUUUGGCAGAAUUUCGAGACUUUUUUGUGGAAUAUUUGAACAGCGAAGAGAGCAGGCUCAGUCCCAGCUCGGAAAGCAAACUACGGCUUCAGUAUAAAAGAUCUAUUCGUACAAGUCAGGAUCCCUUUAAAAGGGCCGUCUACUGUCUGAUUGGUCAGUGUGAUGUACAAACAGAUUCUCAUCAAGAAGUUGCCAACAAAACUGAAGACUACCUGUGGCUUAAGCUCUGUCAAGUGACUGUUAAAGAGGAAGAAGGGAAUAACAAUAGUGUUACCUUCCAAAGGCUGCAGACCAUGUUAUUGGAAGAGUUUGGCGAAGCACACUUUAAUGCAUAUCAAAAGCCUUUGUUGUACUUUCAAGUUUUGUUUUUGACCGGGCAGUUUGAAGCAGCCAUAGAAUUCUUGUCACGGGCGGAAGCCUUUAGAAGUCAUGCUGUGCACUUCGCCAUUGCACUCUUUAAGAUGCAUGUUAUUUUGUUGCCUGAGUCAAUCCAAGCACAACUUUUGACUUCCAGUCCUAGAGAUCCUCAACCCAACAGAAGAUUGAACUUUGCACGUCUGAUCAUGUCAUACACACGGAAAUUUGAGGUUACUGAUCCAAGAGAAGCUCUUCAAUAUUUCUUUUUGUUGAGAGGAAUGAACGGACCACAGGGAGAAGACCUCUUCAUGUCCUGUGUAAGUGAACUGGUCUUGGAAACUAGAGAGUUUGAAAUGCUACUUGGAAAGCUAGAACCAGAUGGAAAGAGGAAGCCUGGUUGUAUUGACAAGUUUCUCAGAGAUACUACAAAAAUCAUUGAAGUUGUGGCAAAGGAUUCUGCCGAAAAGGGUUUGUCUGAGGAGGCUGUCAAACUCUUUGAUUUAGCCAAGAAUCAUGAUGGAGCCCUGGAGAUCCUGAACAAACUUCUUAGUCAGGUGAUUUCAGCAUCCAGUGGUGUUCAAUCUCAACGGGAUAGACUACAUACAUUGGCUUUUGACUUAGCACAGAGAUACAGAACAUCGGGUCAUUCAGCAAGCCAAAGUAGAAUAGGCACAUUUUUCCUCUUGUUGGAUCUUAUGCAGUUCUUUGAUCUCUACCAUGCUGGCCAACAUGACACUGCUUUAGAUGUCAUGCAGAAGCUAAGACUAGUUCCAUUGGGGAUUGAAGCAGUAGAGGAAAGAGUGACAGCUUUCAGGCAGUACAAUGAUGAAAUACGACGAAACUUACCAGAUGUGCUUCUAGCAACCAUGAACAUCCUGUACACAAAGUAUCGUAACGCUAGAGGGAGUGGUCAGAGUCCUCUGACUGGUAGUCAGAGAAAUCUGAGAGAUGAUGGUGGACAAGAGAGGUUUCGCGAUAUUUUGAGGCGCCAAGCGCGAGCCCUGAUCACCUUUGCGGGAUUAAUUCCGUACCGUCUUCCUGGAGACACGAACGCACGGCUGGUGCAGAUGGAAGUCCUUAUGAACUGAUACUUUAUUCCAAUGGUUUCCGAUGUGCUGUAAGUUCAGUACUGAAUAGGAAUUGAUAGACGAAAGACCUCAGGCGCGGGUAUAAUCCAUCGUUGUUUUCAACCUCUGUAAAAGCAGUUUUAACCUAGGGAGAGUUGUUGUGAUUUAUCGGUAGGUUUUCUCUGUAAGUGUUAUUAGCCUGAACACAAAAACGAAAUUGAAUUGUGACAGCCAUAGUCUGCCUGGUGACGCCUUGAACCACAAAGUGCAUGAGGACUAAGAAGACUUAAAGCGCUUGAUACUUCUUUUGAAAAACUCUACCCAACGGUUACUAUGUCUAAAAGCGUGCGAGCAGAGUUCUGCCAAACGUCUCGUAGAAAGUUUUGAUGGGGAGCUCAAGAUUUUUGUGUUGAGAUUUACGUGUGAAAUUCCCGUUCUUAUCUUUCAGGCUGAAGAGGCAAGGAGACUAAAGUAAAGACUAGAUUUCUCUUUUAAUUGUAAUCUUCUCAACACUGUUCAACUUAAUGUUCUUGAUUAAUUAAAAAAAAGUGUUCCUGGUUA
Pocillopora damicornis (cauliflower coral) is the source of this 3148-nucleotide messenger RNA. Its product is annotated as nuclear pore complex protein Nup93. Lineage: Eukaryota; Metazoa; Cnidaria; Anthozoa; Scleractinia; Pocilloporidae. Gene Ontology annotation, biological process: poly(A)+ mRNA export from nucleus; protein import into nucleus. Gene Ontology annotation, cellular component: nuclear pore. The record is from RefSeq and is a predicted model, not a curated record. Gene Ontology annotation, molecular function: structural constituent of nuclear pore.